This is a messenger RNA of Peronospora farinosa, 1686 nucleotides long. The record is from the annotation of a GenBank genome assembly. Lineage: Eukaryota; Oomycota; Peronosporomycetes; Peronosporales; Peronosporaceae.
AUGACGUCGCUCUUCAGCGCAGGGCAGUCCAUUUCAAGUAUUGGCAAGUCUAUGACAGCUAUCGCUCGAGUCGAGGAGCAUCUCGCGACGUUCAUGAAGAAAGUUAUUUACUUUGACAAGUUUUUCCAGCGCAUGGGACCAAAUUUGCCAAUUUGCGUCAUGGAUACAGCAUCGUUGCUAUUUCAACGCUGCUACGAGUAUCGAGACGAAAUUCGAGACGAGCUUGAGUCUAGUGUCGCAUAUGUAGCUGAUGCAGGUCGGUGGGUUGUUGGAAUAGGAGAUUGGAACAGCAAGAUGGAAAAGCGUCUGAAUCAGGUCAGUGAACUGGUACUUUUAGCCAAUACGUUGCUGACAGAGUACGCAGUGACUGGAAAAGUGGGUGCCGGCGGCUGUCGCGACGAGUUAGUCGCGUAUCUACAGAUAUUAGCAGCUACCAUUACGCUGAAAAAUCCGCCUAUGAACAGAAAAGAUGGAGGGACGAUAACAAACUUGGAUGAGAGGCCACCGAUUGCACGGUCACAGUCGGGAACGGCUGCGGAAUUCAGCUCAGAGAUAUCAGCCUUGGGUACGGAGAUUUCUGGGGCAUUUUCAGAGAUGUUUGGUAAUAAUGACUGGAAUAAGUCGACGUCAUCCGGUACCAUCGGUCAGACGUCCAGACCUAGCUUUGACACUGAUGAUGAUGCGAUGAACCCAUUCGCAGUUUCGUAUCGGCAUCCUGUUGACCCGUACGUCAAAGUCGUGAGCAGUGCUGGUGCAUCUGUCACCAGUAGUUUACAAAGCCUACCGGAUGCUACAUUAACAGGUGCAGGUGCAGCAUCAGAAAAUCCGCAAAAAGAUGAAGACUUCUUGGAUGGUCCAUUGAAUCUUGUGAGUAUGGGGGAGUACGAGUGUCUGGAGAUAGAUUCUAUUCCAAAGUAUGCUGCGUUCAAGUCGUCUGCCCAACUCGCUGCGCGACGCCAGUAUGCAUCUUGUAGCGGGAAUGGUAGUCUUGCGACCAGCUUGACAAGUGACGGAGGACGAAUUGGACAUAGCGAGUUAAGGGCGGAGUACAACGAAUUUUUCCCGUUGCCACCAUCGUCGACUCACACAAAUUUCAAUUGCUUGAGUUCUCUAGACAGACAUACCGUUUUGAAAAAGAAGUAUCCUGUGGAGCCGAUCCGGGACCUAAACUACUCGUACGAUUUUCAAUGUGAGGUGGCGCACAACCCAUUUAUUUCGUCAAAUACACUGGGGCUCAACGAAGACGAUGUCUCUGUAACAAGUCAGCAAAAGUUACCGUCAUUGAAGCAGCAGCCAGCGCGGUCGACAGAUGGACGGUCAAAAAUGACGCGAGCAUCUUCACCACCGUCUACAUCUACAACGACGACAUCUGCCGUCAGCGCCGCGUUGGGUCAAACGCACACACCCGUCUCGCUCUCUUUUGAUGUAAUAGAUCCUUCAGCCGCUGAAACUGAAGCCGGGGCAGUGCCUUUGCCGCCAACUGUUGACGAAGCUAUCGGUUACACUCAAGUACAAGCUCAUGCAGCAGUACGUAAUGGACCAGUUACUAGUGCGCAGUCCUCAAGUUUAAACGCUGUGCAGGGGCACAGCGCACCUAAAGUAGACGCAACUGAGGCAAGGGCUUUAACUGCUGAUCAUGAGCAUCAUGAUAGUGACCACGAGUACAAUUUGUUUGGAGUUGGUUAA